Molecule: messenger RNA, 2610 nt
Organism: Tetrahymena thermophila SB210
Lineage: Eukaryota; Ciliophora; Oligohymenophorea; Hymenostomatida; Tetrahymenidae
Product: transmembrane protein, putative
Exons: 2
Source: RefSeq, a predicted model, not a curated record
AUGAUGAUUAUUUUGGUAGAAUAUUAAAAUAUAUUAAUGGAAUCUACUGCAAUAAUUACUUGCUUAGCUUUUCCUAUAACUCUACUUAGCAUCGAUUUAGCUUUUAUUAUUUACUUUUGCAUUUUAGGAGUAUUUUUGAUUGCCUAUAGAUACUAGCAUGUCAAGUAAGAAAGACUCCUAUUUCUAGUUUUAAAAAACUUUGAAAGAUGGCAGAUUGUUGUUGAAAAAACUGUACCUGCUCAUUUUAUUAUUUAGAGCUUUGUUUAUAGGACACAUUAGAUACAACUUUAUGAUUCAAGCAAAAAGUUCUAAGCAGAAUUUAUGAAAGUAGCUGAAAAGAGAGAUCUUAAAAAAUCAAAUUUUAAUGAGAAAUAUGUGUAAAUUUUGAAACAGUUACACAUAGAAAAUAUCAUUAAUAGAGGUAAAAUAAAACCUAUUUCCUUUCCUUACACUGAAACACCUACCCUAUAUGAUUAUUUAUUGGAUAAGCAUGCUUUGCUAUUUGAGAACUACAACGAAGAAAAUAAAAAUUCAAAUAUUACAUUUAACUUGAACAAAACUAAAUCGUUUUCAAAAGAAAACUAAUCAGCACAGAAAGUUUAAAGCUUUAAAAUAGAUACAAACCCCUCAAGGACAAGUAUUGCUAAUUAAAGCAAGAUUGAUAUUGGAAAAAAAUUAAGGAAAUUUAGCAGAAAUAACUCUAAAAAAUUAUCUGUAAACGAAAAGUAGCAAUCAUUUGCAGAAAAAAAGCAGGGCUAAUAAACAAAUGAGCAUGUCGAAGUUUCUUAUUUUGAUGAAAAAUUAAAUCAAAAAUAAUACUUUAAAGUAUGUAUUGUUCCACUUAUGCUAUAAGAACCUCUACUUGCCAUUUCAAUGGAAGACAUCACCUUUGUGUCAUUGUAUCAUUAGAAAAUGAAGCAUAUAAAAUAAAAUAUUAUCCUUAACUCACUCUCUUAUGUUAAGUUAAAGUCAAAAAUAGAUGAUAUUUACAAUGAUAUUUCCUUUGAAUAACCCAAACUAAAAAAAGAAAUCAUUUAUAUUUCACAUAUUAUAAGGGCUUUCACUAAAAUUGACCCUUUAAAAAUUACAUUCAAUACUUUUUCAAUAUGCAAUUUGAUUGAAGAUAUUAAAAAAAUCUUUCCUUGCAUUAAACAAGUUAAUUAUAAGAGAGAAAUCACUUAACCUACUAUUGUAGAAAAAAAGCAAUAAUAAUAAGAUAAAAAAAGCACUCCUCAGAAAUUUAUAAGAAGUCAUACAAAUAGUUCUCUUCAAUGUGGAAUUGAGAAUUAGAAAGACAUUGAACUAACUUAUUUAUAAAUUAAAAAACCAAAUAUGUCAAUGAAUAAUUCUGAUGUUGCUUAAUUAAAGUUACUAAAUUAAGUUAAUCUAGUCCCUUCACAAAAAUAGAAAGAUUAAAUAAAUGGAGUAAUUUAUAAUCACUUAAACUAAUAAUACUUAAUCAAUAAAAAUAAUUAAAAAAACAACUCAAAUAAGCAAUAUAUAAACAAAUAGAGCAUUUUUGGACAUCAAAAAGAAAAAGACACCAUUCUCAGUAAAAAAUAAAUAAACUUAGACCCUUUUAGUGAUAUGAAUGAAGUAGAAUUUAGUAAUUCUAACAUUCUCAUAAAUAAUGAUAUAGAUAAUUACCAAGAUAAGGAUAAUGAAGGAGAUUAGAAUCAUAAUAACAAUAAUUAAUCUAAUAAUAAUCUUCAUAAUAUCAUGAUAAAAAACAUUUUAACAUAAAAAAGAGGAGCAAAAAGAACUUUAUCUCAUACAAUUCCUUUUUCUUAAGAAUGCAGAACACUAGAGAAAGUAAAUACAUUUUGUAAUAUUAUAGGUAACUAUGAAUAAGGGUUAAGAGAAAAAGUCCUCGUUUCUGACUCCCCAACAACCAAUUAUUAGCAAUCAUGUUACAAAGAGCGUCUUGACUCUAUAUAUACCUAAUUAAGUUCACCUAGAUGUAGACUGAAUACUUAAUUAACCAAUAACAAUAAUUAUACAGAGGAAAAAGAGAUAUUAACAAAAACAGCAGAUCAAAAUAACUUACAAAAUUAAGCAAAUGCUAUUUUUUACUCUUCAAAUAGAAAAAAUGAAACUUUAUCAACUUCUUAAAAAUAACUUUGUGAGUUAUUUGAAAAUUUAGGAGUUGCUGAAGAAAAAAUGAAGCGAGAAAUAGACUCUCAUUUAACUGAAGAAACCCAAAAUCUAGAGUAUUUUAUAUGUAACAAUGAGAAUAUGAUCUAGUAUGUGCUAAUAGGGGUCCUUAGCAUUUUUAAAGAAAAAAAUGUUGAAAUAGAAAUCUGCUUAAAUUAAUAAAGUUUAUAUAAAUCUCUCAAAAUAUUAAUCAAACCUUGUGUAAAAAUGACUCUAAGCAAAAAAUUGACUUACUUUCAACCUGAAGCUCUUUACAGCUUAGACGAUAUUUAUGAUAUAAAAAGCUCAGAUGAUCCUUGCAGCUUUUCUUAGCUUUCUGAAAAAAUGUUUUAAAGGUUAAAUGAAAUUUGUCUUCUUCUUGGUCCUAAUAAAAUAAGAAAUGAACCAGAUUUAAUUGAAGUAGAGUUUUUUGCAGAGUAAAAUAAAAUAAACAUUUAAAAGUAAUAAUAAAUUUGA